AUGGCACCUGUUGAAGCCACCAUCAACUUUUCCAAUUCAGACGCAGGAGUUACAGACAACGCGAGAGCAAGAGAAGUAUACAAAUACUACCAGCCAAAUGCUCCCCUCGUAGCAGAACCAACCUUUCCAGCGGAAGCUGUACCUUCAGAAGGUCAAGCAGAAGGAAAAGAUGAACCCCCGCGAAACAUUCCUGUCAAGUCAGACAUCACCUCGUCCAAGAUAUCAAGUCCAGAUACCGCCUUGACAGCAUUCUGCCAGCUAUUGACAUGGAGAUUGGGCGCACAAAGAGCUAUGAUCGGUCUUCUAGAUGCCGACACACAGUAUUUCAUCGCGGAAAGUACCAAGACCGUUGAUCUCGUAGACGCCGCCAAGCAUGCUCCAGGGGACGACAUAUGGAUGGGAUGUAGUUCUGUCGCUAAAGCUGGGAAGUUGUGUGAGAGAACGAUUCAAGUAGAAAGAUCAACGGUUCCGGGUGAAGAGGAUCUCUAUCCAAGUUUCAUUAUUAAUGAUUUGGAGAAAGACGAACGAUUCAACCAACUACCUUUCGUGACCGGGCCUCCAAACUUGCGAUUCUAUGCUGGCGUCCCACUAAUCACCAAGAAAGGUAUUGCUAUAGGUAGCUUGUUUAUCGUCGAUGACCGUGUACGCCAUGGGCUUUCAAAGCAGGACAUUCACUUUAUGGGAACGAUGGCCACGACUGUGAUGGCGCAUCUCGAGAUAUCAAGAGAAGUGGAGGAGCGGAGAAGAGGAAUGAAGAUGAGUCGCGGUUUGGCGUCAUUUGUGCAAGGCCGCUCCCAAUUAUUGGAGGCAGAUGCUGAUGCCGAGGACGGAGAGGGAAUAGGAAUCGUGGGCCGGUUCGAAGUUGAUACGCCGAUUGCAAAGACUCGGUCGCGAGAUUCUCAGGGGACAUCCAUACCUUCGACCGUUGGAUCAUCGUCGAGUACUGAUCGCAAGCAUUUCCAGCCUGUCUUAGCAACCACUGAAGGUGGCAUGGUUGAAUCUCCUGGCAAGAUAGACUUGCAUCAUCAUCGCCCCGACCUUGCGGCUGAAUCUCAACGAGGAUCCCAUGCUUCUAUUGGUACGACGACUGGAAGUGCAUGGUCACCACGUUCGCAAGACAAGAAUAGUGACGAAUCCCCAGGCAGUCAACUUUCAGAAGAAUCAUCGCAACGACGUUUGACAUCUCGCGCCGCGAACCUCAUUCGAGAAACUUUCGAGGUCGAUGGUGGGUGCAUAUUUUACGAUGCACAAGCAGGUUCUGCUUCUAAUAAGUCUGAACAGGCGGAAAAUUCUGACAAGACGACGUCUGAACACAGUUAUUCCGAUAGUCAUGUUACUAGCAGUGAUGAGUUGUAUUCGCCAGAGGAUACAGUAAAUGCUAGUGGUGUUCAAGCUCGAACUUCUCCAGGGGAGAAAACAACCACUCCGUCAGGACAGGCAUAUACCCGUAGUUCUACUGCUUCCAGAAAACUGGUGGAUAUCUUAGGAUUUUCUACCCCUAACGCGGCAUCUAUUCACGGGGAUCCUGUCCCUGGACCAGAUUCAUUCCGACCAUUCCACGAAAAGGCGCUCCAUGUCUUGCUGCGACGAUACCCAACGGGAAAGCUGUGGACAUUCGACUCAGAUGGCGAGGUUUCUUCGUCCUCCGAGGAAGAGUAUCAUCGAUUUGCUUCUGGAAAGGACGUUCUCCAGAGAAAAAGAGACUUGCACAAGAGGAAAGCGAGAAAUGCAAGGCUCAAGACCGACGCCAAAUUUCUGGCUAAGCAUUUCCCAGGAGUGCGUGAGCUCUUGUUCAUACCACUUUGGGAUGCCGGAAGAUCUCGUUGGCUUAGUGGAUGCUUUGUGUGGUCCACUGAAAUUACCCGUAUUCUAUCAAAGCGAAGCGAAUUGUCUUUCUUGACCGCCUUUGGUAAUUCCGUCAUGGCAGAGUGGUCUCGAAUCGACACUGAAUUCGCGAAUCAAAAGAAGGGUGAUUUCAUCGGCAGUAUCUCUCAUGAGUUGAGAUCGCCCCUUCAUGGCAUUCUUGCGAGCGCAGAGUUUCUCGGGGAGGAGGUACAGACGACGUAUGAGAAGGGUCUGGUGGAGACGAUCUCAAGCUGUGGCAGAACAUUACUUGACACCAUUAAUCACGUCCUCGACUUUUCCAAGAUCAAUCAUUUCGAAAGAACAUGGCGCAAAAACAGAAGCGGUAAUGUUCGAUCGGCCAUGUCUGUGAAAUCAGAUAUACCGAUGAUCAACCUCUACGCAGAUGUAGAUGUUUCGGUCAUAUGUGAGGAGGUUGUGGAAGGCGUAUACGCUGGACAUAUAUUUCAGAGCGGUACUGCUGCUGCCAAUUUCGACAUGGUUGCAAAGGUUCCCACGACUUCCCAGAGCUUCACUGGCACAACAACUCUACCACAACAAGUUGGUCUUGUUUUUGAUGUCGACCUCGAGGACUUUAAUUUCACGACUCAACCCGGUGCUUUCCGCAGAAUCGUUAUGAAUCUUCUAGGCAACGCGUUGAAGUAUACAGCGCACGGCUAUGUUAGGGUCAAACUAGCUUCUACGCCUAUGGAUGACUUUCAUGAUGCUGAGACCGGGGAAUUUGUUCCAAGAGCUAUGCUCCAUCUUACAGUAACGGAUACAGGGCAAGGAAUCUCACCAGAAUUUUUACGCUCGAGACUUUUUACACCGUUUACUCAAGAAAACUCUCUCUCUAGUGGGACUGGACUUGGACUUGCUAUUGUGAAAAGUAUUGUCUCUAUUUUAGAGGGUGACAUUACCAUAGACAGCGAGGUCGGUCGUGGAACGCAGGUCCGCGUAAGUCUCCCACUCCUACGAGGUGGAAUCAAACGCCCCGAGUCGGUAUCUAUUAGCACCCCAAAAUCGAUGACAUCAUUCACGAAAGAGACAGAUGAAUCAGUUGCCAAAUUGCGAUCCCUAGUCGCUGGGCAGCGAGUUUCAUUGCAUGGGUUUGACGCUGAGAUAGAAAUUCCGGCUACUAUGAAAUUGGCAAAACUAUUCAAAGCAUCCAUAUCAAACUUUCUCACGAAUUGGUACGGGAUGAUUGUUGUUCCAUCAAAUCAAAAAGCCUCCAUUAUCAUCUCUAAUGAUGGGUCAAUCCCCACGCUAUCAAAAAUUGUCCGAAGUUCGAUCAAACAAUGGAAGAUUAAUCCGACCGUAGUAGUGUUGUGUUCACAUGCUUCACGUUUUGAUCGCACAGCGGCUGAAGCAGAGAACAAACUUAACAUUGGUUAUGUUAGCAAGCCAAUUGGACCUUUAAAGCUAGGAAAGGCUAUCGCUCAGUGUUUCGAGUCUUCACGACCGGUAACACCAGGAAUGCUGGAUGUACCCCCGACCCCCGAGAGCAAUGACUUGACCAACGUCUUUGAGGAGAUGACAUUGAAUUCUUCUGGUGGAGAGGUAUUGGACAAUAGUAGAAUGGCCGCGGAUAGCGACAAUGCCCGAAAAGCAAUAGAGAGUCCAACACCAAACGCUGGUCCCACAGGUGAAAAAAGAACCGAGUUUCCCUUUCCCACACCAGGCAAGGCAAAAACACUUCCAAUGGCAAAGGAACUCUUCCAACCACCGCUUAUAAACGUUCAAUCGUCGAAAGUGGAGGAGCGGGCGGUCGAUUUGAGACCUGAGGCAACUGUUCCUGUUCCAACAAGCAAGCCUCCAAGUUUCUUGCUUGUUGAUGACAAUGCGAUUAACUUGACGUUAUUGAGCACAUCUAUCAGAAGGCGAAAGCACGAGGUUAUUGAUACAGCGAUGGACGGUCUUGCAGCUGUCAGUCAAUUCAAAUCUAGACAGGAGGGUUAUGAUAUUAUUUUUAUGGAUAUAUCGAUGCCCCUUCUCGAUGGAUUUGGCGCUACAAAAGAGAUUCGAAAUAUUGAAGUGUCACGAAAGGCGAAAGCAGCGGAAGACAAUGUAGCCUUCACUCCAGCAUUGAUCAUUGCGCUCACUGGACUUGCCAGCAGUGAGGACCAAUCGAGGGCCUUUAAGCUAGGCGUUGACCUGUUCCUGACGAAGCCGGUCAGUUUCAAAGACGUCAAGAAGAUGCUUGAUAACUGGGAAGCGAAUAAGGAGAGAGUGUCUAGGUCGUGA
Molecule: messenger RNA, 4086 nt
Organism: Glarea lozoyensis ATCC 20868
Lineage: Eukaryota; Fungi; Ascomycota; Leotiomycetes; Helotiales; Helotiaceae
Product: ATPase of HSP90 chaperone/DNA topoisomerase II/histidine kinase
Exons: 6
Coding region: 1-4086 (1361 amino acids)
Biological process (GO): protein autophosphorylation; phosphorelay signal transduction system
Molecular function (GO): histidine phosphotransfer kinase activity; phosphorelay sensor kinase activity; protein binding
Source: RefSeq, a predicted model, not a curated record